AUGUCCUUCGAUACUCAAAGAGCUCCAUUGGGUGAAUACUCAGGCUCCAGACUUAACAAACUACAUACCACAGGACUCAUGGACACUCUGCCCGGCAUUUCUGGUGUUACUACAUCCCUACCUUCACUAAAAUCAUUAAUUAAAGUUCCAAAGACACCCUUCGAAGAAAUAGCUAACAGACCUAUCCCCUUUCUCCAUCCAAUGCCUGGUUUGAGGACGGAUCAACUACAGAUUUCUAAAUUUCCUCCCAUCGUGAUCCAGAGUCAACCGCUUUCACCAAUAUCAGGUCCCGAUGAAACCUUGAAGGACUUCAAGGACCUAACAGAUACGUUGAAGAUACGCUUACAAUUUGCUCUGUAUAAAUUCAAUACGAAGCAAACUAUGUUGAAGUUUAAACAAAUUAAGAAACAGCACGAAUCAAGACUGCUGAAGGCUAAGACAUCUAGUAAAUCUAAUUCUAUCAAUAAGAAGAGAAAACUGGUUGUUUCCCAUGGCAAUUAUAAAACUCCUGCCAGAUCCAAAUCAAAUCCAAAGCAUUUAGAACAUACAGCACCAUUUUCUGCCUCUUCUUCACAUAAUACUGGCUUAUCUGUUUCUCGUGAAACUGUGUUCAGUUUAGACUCCAAUUCUCAGUCAUUUUUAUCCGCUAAUAAUAAUACAACAACAACUAAUGUCACUCCAAUUCGUUCCCAAAAAAUCCUAAAAAUCCAUAAACAGGAGACACCAGUUAACGUGAAGGCUGCCAAAUCAUUACUUCAUCUAUUCACCAGUAAUAACAACAAUAAUUGCUAA
Molecule: messenger RNA, 792 nt
Organism: Naumovozyma castellii
Lineage: Eukaryota; Fungi; Ascomycota; Saccharomycetes; Saccharomycetales; Saccharomycetaceae
Gene: NRM1
Product: Nrm1p
Exons: 1
Coding region: 1-792 (263 amino acids)
Source: RefSeq, a predicted model, not a curated record